AAUUCAUGAAGUUGUAUGCAUAUAGCUAUUGUUAAAGCAUACGUAGUUUGAUAUAGCAGAGCAAAAGAAGCAAGAAAGUAGUUUGAUAGCGAGAAAUGCUGCAUAUUACAAACAAGAUCGAUAGAGAGAGCCUCAAACAUGGAGAUCACAUCUAUGCUUACAGAAAAUGUUACACCUACUCCCACCAUGGUAUCUUCGUUGAGGGAGAUACAGUAAUUCACUUCAAUAUGACACAAGAAGCAGAAGCAUCGGGAGCCAAGCCAUGCAAACAAUGUGGGGUUGACAAAAAACACCUCCGAGGAGUUGUGAAGUCUUGCGUUGACUGCUUUCUCAAAGGCAGUUCUCUCCGUCGCUACGGUUACGGUGUUCGUCCCGAACGCUACAUCGGCAGCCGGGCAGGCACCUGCACCACCGGCCGUGCUGACCCGCCAGAAGUCACCAUCAGCCGCGCCAAUGACUUAUUUGACAAGAAAGCUGGGUUCGGGGACUACGACUUGUUUCAGAACAACUGCGAGGCGUUUGCUGUGUUAUGCAAGACCGGAAAGAGAGUGAGUGACCAGGCGGGUACGGCCAAGUUGAUGAUCAGGGCUUGUAAGGAUUUGGAAUUGGGUAGGCUUCUUCGUGAUGUGUCUGUUCAUUAUGGCGACGCCGGCGAGGAGAAGAUCAACAAAUUGAAGCAGCUGUGUGAUAGCUGGUUCACAAAUACGUCCACGAUUAUAAAGCUCAUUGCCAGUCUUCAAAUUGAUCAGGAUCCGGGCCAGAAGGGCAUAAUAAGGUCGUGAUAUAUGUCACUGGUGCAUCGGCGCAUGCAUGAGAUUUGAAUUCAUUUGAAAUAAAGGAGGUUGUGUGUGUACGUGUGUGAGGACAUCUGCUUAAUUAUUGUUUAGCUAAUAGGGUGCUAUUCAUUUUGGAUUAUGUAUCUCGAUCAAUUUCUUGCAUUGGUUUAUUGACCGUGGUUUGAUUUAAUAAACGUACGGACUGUAUUUUUUUUCUCAAUUAUUCAAUAUAAGGUAGCACACUACAGUAUACUUUUAUAUCA
Argentina anserina (silverweed cinquefoil) is the source of this 1039-nucleotide messenger RNA. Its product is annotated as protein LEAD-SENSITIVE 1-like. Lineage: Eukaryota; Viridiplantae; Streptophyta; Magnoliopsida; Rosales; Rosaceae. The record is from RefSeq and is a predicted model, not a curated record. The transcript has 2 exons. The coding region runs from base 96 to 782 and encodes 228 amino acids.